GACUGUGUUAGCCAGCAAAACGUUGGCACUGCACUGUUCACCUCUCGCAAACUAGGGUCUAUGGCAACAUCGCAGCAUUACCUUUGGGCGGGCGGCCACUUAGUCUUGUUAGUUUCAGCAUUGCGGUAUAUUGCAGCAUGGGUGACGUUGAAGUCAAUCUCGCCUUGGUGGUACAAGAUGGGCUUGUUAGGAGGCUUGCUUAGUUAUGCUAUUGUAUGCCAAAAAUCCUUGGGGGUGCGUAUUCAAUACUAUAAGGUUAUUCAAAUACAUAGACAUGUCAAACAGAACCCCAACCUUAGUGUCCAGUUUAUUAAACGUGCUUUGCUUGACGAGAAUUUCCAAUAUCUCAUCGUUGCCUUCUUUUGGUGGAGCUCUUCACCUGUUGCCAUUGCCCUAUUACCAUAUAUGAUUUUCUCUCUGUUUCAUGUACUAACCUUCUUCCGAACCACUGUCAUGCCGCGAUUAUUGGGCUCUACGAGUGCUGUUGGGGGACCUCAAUCUCAUCCACUAUCAAAGAGCCUUCAAGUUUGGGUUAAAUCUAACUAUGAUCCUGCCAUGAAACUGGUGGCGUUCAUCGAACUCUUCAUUUUCGUCCGUGUGGCUUUCGGCGCCUUGACCUUUCACAAUUCUCUCCUUGCACCGCUGGUCUACGGACAUUUUCUCCGGCAACGAUAUUACCAGUCCAUCUUCACACGCAAUGCACUUUCUAUCACGGAUGAGUGGGUUGAUACCUUGGUUAUGAGGGCUGGUAAUCCGCCGACAUUGGUGAGAGCAUUAGAGACGGUUCGUGGUGCAUUUUUUGUCGAAUGAGAAUACUACGGUUGGAACAUUAAACCUUCGUAGUACUAAAAUCCUGAUAGAGGGUGUGAAGCUAGGACUCCAUCUGAAAACUACCGGACAUUGAGAUUACCAGUCACAAUUAGUAGUAAUGCCCCAUAACUGUGCCAUAAAUGAACCUUAUAU
Messenger RNA from Serpula lacrymans var. lacrymans S7.9, 963 nucleotides. RefSeq lists its product as uncharacterized. NCBI's taxonomy places the organism in Eukaryota, Fungi, Basidiomycota, Agaricomycetes, Boletales, Serpulaceae. The record is from RefSeq and is a predicted model, not a curated record. The transcript is spliced from 8 exons. Gene Ontology annotation, biological process: membrane organization; endoplasmic reticulum tubular network organization. Bases 61 to 810 code for a protein of 249 amino acids. Gene Ontology annotation, cellular component: endoplasmic reticulum; membrane.